This is a messenger RNA of Caenorhabditis sp. 36 PRJEB53466, 4663 nucleotides long. The record is from the annotation of a GenBank genome assembly. NCBI's taxonomy places the organism in Eukaryota, Metazoa, Nematoda, Chromadorea, Rhabditida, Rhabditidae.
AUGAGUGAGUUUCGGAGGACACUCCCAGUCAGUUUAACACUCGUUUUCUUCAGAUCCAUUCGUGAUUUUUCUUCUUCUGACCGCUCUCGCUACGAACUCGCUCAACCACACCGACCCGAUUAAUCCGAACCCAUUCGACCGAACCGUCUCCGAUGUUCCCCGUCCGAUCAGAGCUCCGAAUGGUUAGUGGACCGAGUGGAUCACUCAUCCAACAGAUCCGUUUGCAGCCGAUCCGUUGAAGACGACCAUCGACAAGAUGAAGACGAUCGCCAGGAUCGCGACGGGCAUCUUCCUGCAGCGGGCACUCGCCCAGAAAACCAUUAUGACCGACGCGCUCAUUUCCGAACUGCUCCGUCUGGGAAGUGUCACUCCGGCAGAUAUCAUCGGAAUCAACGCGACCGAACUGACGGAAGCACUGACUGCGCUGAAAGACCUGCCAGGUACGCUGACGGCCAACUCGAGGGCGAUGCGGUUCGCGGGUGUCUACAAGGCGCUGCACGAAGUGAAGAAGUUGGUUGACGGGAGCGGAAACAUCACUAAUUGGAGUGAGAAACGGCUCAAGGCGAACAUCGAGAAGAUGGUUCAGAACGGAAUUGAGCUGAAAUUCGUUACUCAGUUGGAAAAAUGCAUGACCCACUGGAGUUCCUCGUUUGAAAGUCUGAGUACCAUGAACUACAGUGAAAAUGGUGCUGCUUAUGUUUUUUCCGUAUUAAAAAAAACAGCCGAUUGCUUCAUUAAUGGUACAAAUCUCGUUUCUGCGGAUUUGAAAACGGUGAAAUUCGCAACAAUCGAAAGUGCCACAUCAGAAUUGUCUCCACUUUCGAAAGCAGCGAAAGGAGUCAAAAAGUACAGUGAUACAUUUGAAACUGUUAAAAAGAAACCGUCGGAUGCAGCCGAUUUCGCGUCCUUCGAAGAGUACUUUCACUCCGUUUUCAAUGCUUCGAGGAAAGUUGAUGAUAUAACGAAGUACCUUGAAGUCAUCAAGAACUUUUCGAAAUCGCGUAGCUUGCCACCGCACUCCCGUCAUCUCAAUUACACCUUCGGUUUUCCAAGAGGAUAUGAUGAUUUGAAUCUCCUGUCCGACGAUCUAAAUUCUCAGUGGAUCAGUCAAGUUGCGCGGGUCGACAGUUUUAAAAUGGGUUUGCGCAGUGUGGAGUCUCUUUCGCCCUCAUUGAAAGAUAUUGAAUCGGAUUUGGGAAGUGAGCAGCAGCGAGUGGCGAUGAAACCAUUCUUCAAGUUCGCGGAGGAAUUCAGAGGCGUGCAUCUCAAGUCAAAGAAUCUCAUCGAUAAUGCCGAAGCAAUCCGAAACUGCCAUCAAAUCACUCCGGACCAGCCAAACGCCACCGAUUUUAUGAACGUGGAAUUGUAUGCGAAGGAACUUGACGCGGGGAUGGAGAGGAUCAGAAAGUCAAUGAGCGAUAUUGCAAAGAAUCUGACAGCAGCUGAGGCUGGAAUUAUCAAGGUCAGAGAUAUUUGUGCAAAAGCCGAAGGAAAAAAAGGCGCCGAUCUGGAAAAGGUGUUCAAUGAGUUCAGAAACAACAAAGACAUGAACAAGACCAACGAUCUAUUGAAGAAAGUCUCUGAAAGCCUGGCAAUUGUCAAAACAGUUCAGAGGGACUCACCGAUCAAAGUCAAAGCGAAGGCCUUGAGCGACAAGAUGAGUGUUAUAUUAUCAUAUCAGAACGCAUUGACGAGUUUCGGGACUCUGUUCAGUUGUUUGCAAGGUGUGAAGGACUACGCAUCGGUGAUGACGUUCAUUUCGAAUUCUGAAGAGUUGAAGAGCGAUCAGUUACCCUUCUCGGUGGGCAAGGUCCAACGAAUUUUGAGCGAUGUAGCUGGUACUCCUGACAAGUUGAUAGCACUGAAUGACACGAUCGGCAGUAUCGACUUCAAGACGCCGGAAUCGGACGCUCUGAAACUUCUGGAGGACCCUUCCACUCAUUCGGAAGUGAUCGGAACCGCCACGCAAGGACUCGUCGCGAUGAAGAUGUUGCUCGACAAACAGUCCGAGUUCGAGCAGAUCCCGCAGCACGUUGGUCCGAUCGGGCAGGCAGUCGCCACGACGCCGCCUCAGUUGAGCUCGGAAGACGUCAUCCAUCUGAAAUCGGUCGUCGCUCUGAGCACGAAUAUCUCGACGUUGUUCGCCGAACUGCACACGUGGAGCGAUCAGAUCGUGGAAAGUGACUCGACAGUCCUGGCCGACUACAAGAAUCUCUUUUUCAAAUGCUGCGACGGUCGCCGGAAUACCUGCAGCGGAUGUGAAGGCGAUGAGUGCGGCGGUGGCCAAUCUGAAGGAUCUGACGACGGAUCCGACUGCGAGGGACGAGCUGACCAAGAUGGCGAAGUGGCUGGACAAUCUCGGUCUCAUCGGAGUUGACUUCUCCAAUUUCACAGCCAGUUUCGCCUCGGCCCCCAACUCUCUGGACCAGUUGGACGCGUUCUUCGCCGCGUUUGCCGAGCUGAUGGACCCGCCGCUCGUCGUGCACACAGGCCCGCCUCCACAGCCACAGCAACAACAGUCGGUCCUUGCAAACACCACCAGUGGAAUAUGGAUUCCGAAUACCACCGAGACGGCCAAGUGAGUUUUUGAGAAACAUUUCUGGAAUUUAUAAUUUUAUGGUUUCAGUAGUGCUACGCUGGCCUGGAUUCUCGGAAGUCUCGGAGGACUUGUGCUCAUCAUCGUCAUCGUCGUCAUCAUUGUGUGUGUGGUGAAGCGAGUGAAGAAAGUGAACGCGAAGGACAAGGAAGAUAGUGAAAAAUUGUUGCUGAGCACCAGUGCAAAUCAGGACGGAGGAUCGAACGCCGCAGCCAAACCACCGGUUCCGGUUCCGCCACAAAAAAGCUUUCUGAAAAGUCUCGCCGAGAAAGUGUUGUCACUCGCCGAUACGCAAAAAAGUGAGAGUAAGUUACCCGACUCAACAGUUCGCAGCAUUCGGUCGCUUUUUUUCAGAACCCAAGACCAAAGCGGUGCCGAAGGAAAAAGUCAUUGAUUUCAUGCAAAACCUUUACGAUAGCAUCAAAAACUUCAAGGAAGCGAUGAAAGUGUCGACCGUGAGGCUUGCGCUGAAGGGACUCAGCGGUUUCUUCGUUGGAUUCUGCGAAAAUCAGUUCUCGACAGUUCCUUUGUCGAUAAGCAGAAAUCUUACGGGAACCGAUCGGAAAGAGACGCGGUAAAAAUGGUGCGCAUUGACUCGUAAACGCCUCUUUUUUAGGCACGCCACAUAUUUUGCGGAAUUCGGACGAGUGAUUCUGAAGGGUUACCGCCAGUUGUUCACCUCAAACUUCAUCCACGCCAACGACCUGGUCCUGCGCAACGGUCUCGUGCUCCGACUCACGCAGGCUCCGAUUGGCAACGACGAGCGCGGCUACAUAGGGACGAUCGAGAAGUUCUACUGGAUGCUGCGGCAGGACAGAACCGAACGGGUGGUCAUGUUGUGCAAACUGUUCGAGGACGGUUCGUGAGCCGCCGCAAUAGUUUCCGACUAAUUGUGAUUUCAGGAACACGCACAUGCGCACAGUACUAUCCGGAGGAAAGUGGCGAUGAGCUCACGUUCCAAGGCUUGACAGUGAAAUGCACUUCGAAAUCGCUCGACUCGACAGAAGAGAUCGUCACCCGCGUGCUUUCCGUCAAAUUCACGUGAGUUCCGCGAUGUUGCAAAACAUUUGAAAGUGGAGAUAAUGCGGGAAGAAUCGCCUUUCUGGAUAGAUUUCUCGGUAAAUGUAUCCACUUUAGAUAUUUUUCCAGAGACUACCCCGAGUUCACGGUCAAACACGAUCAGUACCUCGGCUGGCCGGACCAAUCGGCGCCCAUGUGUGCCGACGGGGUCCUCGCGCUCCUCGACUCGAUUCAGAACGAAAUGAACCCGGUUGUCGUGCACUGCUCGGACGGAACCGGGCGGACCGGCACUUUUGCCGGUAGGAUCCGCCCGACCUUUCGCACUUCUUUUUAAACACUUUCCCCGGUUUCAGCCAUCGCUCUAGGCCGUGACAUGGUGGCCAAAUACGGAACUCUGUCGCUCGACCAUUGGAUUCUGAGCAUCCGCCAAUUCCGCGACAAUGCCAUCCAGACGCCCAUCCAACUCUCGUUCGCCCUCUUCGCCCUCUGCGCGAACCUCUGCGUGGUCAGUCUUUUUGUUUCUUGUAAUUUUGCAACAAAAAUUUUAAAAAAAAUUAUUUGCAGGGAAUCGAUGUCAAAUCGGAGAAGGUGUUGAGCAAGUCGCUUAUGGCCGUCAAAAACGGACACAUGGAUUUCAAGAAUUUUGAGGGGACAAAAGGGCAAAGAGAGAAGGUGGAGAGGGAAAAUAAGCAGUUGAUAGAUAUGUUGGAGAGGGAAGCCGAGGAAAAGAAGGAGGCGAAGCAGAGGAAGAUAGAGAAGAUCAAGGAAGCGGAGGAGAAGGAGAAGGAGAGGAUGAGGCAGUUUAACGAGAUGAGGAAAGAAAACUCCUGGAUGGACUCGCAGGACGAGGUGUGGUUCAAAGCCGUCGAGGAGCCUCGGUGGAGGAGGAGGAGGAGGUGUGGUUCAGAGUCGAGGAGUUCAGAGUCACCGAUAUUGAGCGAAGAAACUGAUGAGGAGGAGGAGGACGAGACGCAGAUAUUCGAUUCGGAAAUAGAGACGGAGGAGGAAGAGGAGCCGCCGAAGAAGCAAUGGUGCACGAUCAUGUAG